This is a messenger RNA of Rotaria sordida, 531 nucleotides long. The record is from the annotation of a GenBank genome assembly. Lineage: Eukaryota; Metazoa; Rotifera; Eurotatoria; Philodinida; Philodinidae.
AUGAUUACUAAAAUAGAAACACUACCUAAUGAAAUUCUUCUUAAUAUUUUCUCUUAUUUCCCAUGGUUCGAUAUAUUAACAUCUUUAUGGUCGUUAAAUUUUCGGUUGAAUUCUCUUGUAUGUUCAAUUCUUUCAAUAAAUGAUAAUCAAUUGAAUAGUGGUCUUCUUAUUACACAUGGUUUAUCUUAUAAUAAAUGUUGUUCAAUAUUAUUUCCAUUGAUUUUAAAUUCCUCAUCUCUUUGUUCUUCUAUUCAACGUAUUCAUUUUGAUGAAACAAAUUCAAUUGCUUCUGAUCUUUGUUAUCAAUGGUUGUUUAAUGAUAAAAAUAUCCUUCGUUUUCCUAAUCUCAAAUCAUUUAUUCUUACUCGAUGUGGAUCAAUCGAACCAAUAAUUCAAAGUUUAACUCAUCUUAUUGAACAUCAACUAGAGGAACUUACGUUAACAUUUGAUCAUCAAGUAUUCAAACGGUUUUUUUAUUCAAAGAAAUAUUCCUCAAUAACUUCCAGUGAAGGUAAUCAAUCGUUUAUUUAA